This is a messenger RNA of Prunus persica (peach), 4181 nucleotides long. Its product is annotated as putative ABC transporter B family member 8. Gene Ontology annotation, biological process: transmembrane transport. Gene Ontology annotation, cellular component: membrane. The transcript has 9 exons. Gene Ontology annotation, molecular function: ATP binding; ABC-type transporter activity; ATP hydrolysis activity. The coding region runs from base 136 to 3909 and encodes 1257 amino acids. The record is from RefSeq and is a predicted model, not a curated record. NCBI's taxonomy places the organism in Eukaryota, Viridiplantae, Streptophyta, Magnoliopsida, Rosales, Rosaceae.
GAGUGUAUAUCAUUUCUUUGAGCAAACACGACAAGGAGCUUGAGCUUGUACCCUUUUGUGCAUCCACUUUUUACUUUCUUUUCCUCCAAACAUACAAACACAAACACAUAUGCAAUAUACUUUUGAUUUUUGAGAAUGAGCAAAAUGGAAUCUCCUGAGAAGAAUGAGAUAUUGGCAGUGAAGGAGAAAGGAUCAGAUGAACGCAGCAGCCAUGGAAGUAAAGGAAGAAAUUCUGUGGUGAAGAUUUUCAGAUAUGCUGAUUGGGUGGAUGUGGUGCUGAUGGUUUUGGGGACAGUUGGAGCAGUAGGAGAUGGGAUGUCGACAAAUUGCUUGCUGGUGUUCGUUAGCCGUCUUAUGAAUAACUUGGGAUAUGGUCAGAGCCAACAGAACAAUAAUCAUGGGAUCCAUUGGAUGCACGAGGUUGAAAAGUGCAGCUUAGACUUUGUCUACUUGGGAUUAGCAGUAAUGCUGGUGGCUUUUUUGGAAGGUUAUUGUUGGAGCAAAACUAGUGAGAGGCAGGUGCUGAAGAUUCGUUACAAGUACUUGAAAGCAGUUUUGAGACAAGAAGUUGGGUUUUUCGAUUCCCAAGAAGCCACUACUUCGGAGGUCAUCAAUACCAUAUCAAAAGAUACUUCUCUCAUACAAGAAGUUCUAAGUGAAAAGGUGCCAACAUUUGUUAUGCACUCAUCAGUGUUCGUCUCGGGGCUGGCCUUCUCCACAUACUUGUCAUGGAGACUGGCCUUGGUAGCAUUUCCAACACUACUUCUCCUAAUAAUACCAGGAAUGAUCUAUGGGAAAUACCUCAUGUACUUGUCGAAAAAAUCAUACAAAGAGUAUGGGAAAGCAAACAGCAUAGUAGAGCAAGCUCUAAGCUCCAUAAAAACUGUUUAUGCAUUCACUGCCGAGAGGAGAAUUGUGGAAAGAUAUUCAGCAAUAUUGGAGAGAACAAGUAGGCUGGGGAUGAAGCAAGGCAUAGCAAAAGGUCUGGCAGUGGGAAGCACAGGGCUGUCUUUUGCGAUAUGGGGGUUUCUGGCAUGGUAUGGAAGCCAUUUGGUGAUGUAUAAAGGUGAAAGCGGUGGGAGGAUUUAUGCGGCUGGGAUCUCUUUCGUAUUGAGUGGACUAUCCCUGGGAAUGGCACUUCCGGAUUUGAGGUACUUCACAGAAGCUGCGGUUGCUGCUACACGAAUAUUCGACCGGAUAGACCGUAGGCCCUUGAUCGACGGUGAAGACACCCAAGGACUUGUCUUAGACAACAUUAGAGGCGAACUAGAAUUCAUUGGUGUCAAGUUCACAUACCCUUCUCGUCCAGAUUCCAUGGUCCUCGGAGAUUUCAAUCUGAAGGUUGAAGCAGGGAAGACCAUUGCUCUUGUUGGUGCGAGUGGAAGUGGCAAGUCCACAGCAAUUGCAUUGGUGCAACGUUUUUAUGAUGCGGAUGAUGGGGUUGUUCGGAUCGACGGUGUCGAUAUAAGGACACUUCAGCUGAAAUGGAUUAGAUCAAAAAUGGGACUUGUUAGUCAAGAACAUGCCUUGUUUGGGACUUCAAUUAAGGAGAACAUUAUGUUUGGUAAGCUUGAUGCCAGUAUGGAUGAAGUCACAGCUGCAGCUAUGGCUGCCAAUGCUCAUAAUUUCAUAAGGCAACUUCCACAAGGGUAUGAGACCAAGAUUGGAGAGAGAGGAGCACUUUUGUCUGGUGGACAAAAGCAGCGGAUAGCUAUUGCCAGAGCAAUUAUCAAGAACCCUGUAAUUCUACUACUUGAUGAAGCAACAAGCGCUCUUGACUCUGAAUCUGAGACUCUGGUCCAAAAUGCUCUUGAUCAAGCCUCCAUGGGGAGAACCACCUUGGUUGUUGCCCACAAGCUUUCAACUGUUCGAAAUGCAGACCUAAUUGCGGUGGUCAGUGGCGGUUGCAUCAUCGAAAUAGGCUCACACAACCAACUCAUCAACUGCCAAAACGGUCACUAUGCAAAACUAGCAAAGCUACAGAGACAAUUCAGCUGUGACAAUGUUGACCAAGAACGAAUUUCAGUGUCUUCGGUCACAAGAAGCAGUGCUGGCAGGCUAAGCACAGCAAGAUCAAGCCCUGCAUCAACGUUUGCAAAAUCACCGCUUCCCCUCGAGACCUCACAGCCUUUGUCACACCCUCCAACUUCCUUCUACCGCCUUCUGUCUUUGAAUUCCCCUGAAUGGAAGCAAGGCCUAAUUGGAAGCCUCUCUGCCAUAGCAUUCGGGUCAGUCCAACCUGUCUAUGCCUUAACCAUAGGUGGCAUGAUAUCAGCCUUCUUUGUGCAAAGCCACGAGGAAAUGCGUGCUCGAAUUCGUACAUAUUCCUUGAUUUUCUCUGCACUUUCUGUAAUCUCCAUCACCUUGAAUCUCUUGCAACACUACAACUUUGCUUACAUGGGUGAGCAGCUCACAAAAAGAAUCCGGUUGCAAAUGCUUCAGAAGAUCUUGACCUUUGAAACAGCUUGGUUUGAUGAGGAGCAGAAUUCAAGUGGGGCAUUGUGUUCAAGAUUGAGCAAUGAGGCUUCCAUGGUUAAGUCCCUUGUGGCAGACAGGGUGUCCUUAUUAGUCCAAACCACUUCAGCUGUCACAAUUGCCAUGAUCAUGGGGCUAGUUGUGGCUUGGAAGCUAGCACUCGUUAUGAUCGCGGUCCAACCACUCGCAAUCCUAUGCUUCUACACAAAGAAAGUUUUGCUGUCUAGCCUAUCAGCCAACUUUAUCAAAGCACAAAACCAUAGCACUCAAAUUGCAGUUGAAGCAGUGUACAAUCAUAGAAUUGUGACUUCAUUUGGAAGUGUGGGAAAAGUACUUGAAUUAUUCGAUGAGGCUCAGGAAGCGCCGAGGAAAGAGGCAAGGAAGAAGUCAUGGCUAGCUGGGCUUGGGAUGGGGUCAGCCCAGUGUCUAACAUUUAUGUCAUGGGCACUGGACUUCUGGUAUGGUGGUACACUAGUAGAAAAGGGGCAAAUAUCAGCUGGGGAUGUGUUCAAAACAUUUUUCAUAUUGGUGAGCACUGGUAAGGUUAUAGCUGAAGCUGGGAGUAUGACUUCUGAUUUAGCCAAGGGUUCAACAGCAGUUGCAUCUGUGUUUGAGAUUCUCGACCGCCACUCACUAAUUCCAGGCUCUCGUAAUGUGGGGGAUGAAGAUGGUUCUAGUGGGAAUGGGAUAAAGUUAGAGAAAGUAACUGGGAGCAUAGAACUGAAGAAGGUUGAUUUUGCAUACCCAAGUAGGCCAGAGACAUUGGUGUUGCGCCAAUUUAGCUUGGAGGUGAAGCCAGGCACAAGCAUUGGACUUGUUGGGAAAAGUGGGUGUGGCAAGUCAACCGUGGUUGGAUUGAUACAAAGAUUUUACGAUGCAGAGAGUGGGUCAGUGAAGGUGGAUGGUGUGGACAUAAGGGAACUAGAUGUUCAAUGGUAUAGGAGGCACACAGCCCUUGUUAGCCAAGAGCCCGUGAUAUAUUCCGGUACCAUUCGCGACAACAUCAUGUUUGGGAAGCUUGAUGCCCCAGAGGAUGAAGUUGUAAAGGCCGCCAGAGCAGCCAAUGCCCACGAAUUUAUCUCGUCAUUGAAGGACGGUUAUAAUACAGAGUGUGGUGAAAGAGGGGUGCAGUUAUCAGGAGGGCAAAAGCAAAGAAUAGCAAUUGCAAGAGCAAUACUUAGAAACCCAACAAUACUAUUGCUAGAUGAGGCAACAAGUGCACUUGAUGUGCAAUCUGAGCACCUUGUGCAAGAAGCUUUGGACCGCAUUAUGGUGGGAAGGACAACAGUUGUGAUAGCACAUAGGCUUAACACCAUCAAAAACCUUGAAAUGAUAGCAUUUGUUGCAGAUGGGAAGGUGGUGGAGAAAGGCACAUAUGCUCAGCUCAAGCACAAGCGUGGUGCCUUCUUUAACCUUGCCACCUGUCAAACUUAGGUGCAUGUAAAUAUAUCUCUACUGUAAAAGUAAAAUGGUGUAUGUUGCUGUAAACUGUAAAAUUAGCUAGCAGCAGCAUCUUUUGGGUUGGUUAGUUUUGUGGCUUUGUGCCUGAGGAUUUAGAGUUCUUUCAAUGAGGGGUUUUUGACUCUUAGACAGGAACUUAUUGCAAAGGCCUGAAUGUAAUAUUGGGUUGGUCCCAAAUUAAUGCUGGUGUUGAAAGUCAAGAACAAAUAAUAAUAAAAACUAUAUAUGCUAAUUGUAUUAUCCUG